GGGUUUCUCACGCGAGUCAAUCUGAUCGUCACGUAGUUAGUGGGUGUGUCACUCCACGUAUAAAUACCACGUGUGGGUUCAUUCUGACGUAAAGCGUUCAGAAAUCCCACCAUCACCCGUCUGUCCUCCUAGCUGUUAUUGAUCGUUACUGGUGGAAAUAUGUCAUUCCGUGGACAUUUUGCGCUCCUGCUGUUCCUCACGUGUCUCUCGCAGCUGAUCUUCACUGCCGAGAGUUUUAAGGGUGCUGGAAGAAAAGAAAAGAAGCAAGAGAACCGAGGUGACAACAACUUUGCAAUUGUCAAAGGAAAAUUCAGAACCAAGGACAAGGCGCAAUGCUCAUGGGUGGCGCGCGGAGAGGAAAAGUACACUUUGACCGUUACGUGCAAGCCUGGAGAAGGGGAUGAAUUCACCUGUAAAUACACUGCCAGGCCCGCGUCAUGUCCUGGAUAUGUGGCUGAGCCUGGGACUUACUGGGCACAGAUUACCAGAUCACUUAGGAAACAGAAGAAACUGUGCUCCGAUCCGCGCUUCAUGCUGAGAGCUGGCAUGUGUAAGAGCGCGCCACAAGAGGCGCAUUUCAAGCUAACCGAAACAGCACACGAGAAAUCCCCCACGAAAGAGAAGACACCUCUAAGAGAGAAAGAGAUAACCACGAACGCAACGACGCCGGACACAACGCGCAAGUGCGCGCAAACCAGCGAUCACAGCAAGAUCGCCAAAGAGAAGUGCGGAGAUUCCUGGGCGAGUCUCUGCACGUUUCUUUUUACUUUAGUUCAGAACGGAGAAUGUUGAGUGUUUACUGGCUGAGUGUGUGUGGCUUGAGAGAUAUUAAUGUUGUGUUUUUUUCUUGGUGGUUCACUUUCAGGUUUUGCGUCUGGGUGGUUCUUCAGGGGAGUUGUCCCGUAGGGUAGUUUCAAAUUAAUAGCCUACAUUAAUUAAACACAUUUUAUUUUAAAACGAUAAAAUAUUCAAUUUAGAUUGCAAUUCGGAAACAGUGAUUUCUAUAAAUUGAUAGUUGAUUUGUUGUCAUACCAGAACAAAGGCUUACCAAACUUGUUAGUAAGAAAUGCCAUUAACAUCAUUACCAUCACAAUACCAAAAACCCACAUCAUAACAGAUAUGGUUAGGUCUAUUCAAAACCAUGAAGACAUGCAUAGGCCUAUUUUAAAGAGGGCAAAAGUGACCCAAAUAAAGAACCACCCUUUGACUGAUACGCCUAUAUACCAUUGAAAUGUUUAACCUGUAAACAAAGUUUAUUUUUCUUAUUUUUUACUACCGUAUACAGAAAAGUGCACUGUGAUGAUUUUGUCAAAUGCAAUUCACUGAUUUAGGAUUAUUGUAUUUAUGACAAAUAAAUAUUUGUAUUUAUAUGUAUUAAAAGCAUUUUU
Triplophysa rosa is the source of this 1388-nucleotide messenger RNA. It is a transcript of the gene fgfbp1b, whose product is annotated as fibroblast growth factor binding protein 1b. Gene Ontology annotation, molecular function: growth factor binding. The record is from RefSeq and is a predicted model, not a curated record. Lineage: Eukaryota; Metazoa; Chordata; Actinopteri; Cypriniformes; Nemacheilidae. The transcript has 2 exons. The coding region runs from base 160 to 792 and encodes 210 amino acids. Gene Ontology annotation, biological process: cell-cell signaling.